Molecule: messenger RNA, 465 nt
Organism: Pisolithus orientalis
Lineage: Eukaryota; Fungi; Basidiomycota; Agaricomycetes; Boletales; Pisolithaceae
Exons: 2
Source: RefSeq, a predicted model, not a curated record
UGCAGCAAUCAUCAGGCAGUGAAUCAAGCAAAUGCCAACUGGCAGCAGCUUGCAUCUACAGGAAUAGGUGGAUGUCCUUGUGUGUGGCAUGGCUGUUUUGUGCCACAUGCAAUGGUUGACUUCCAGAAGGGCAAACAGCAGGUUAACAUGGACUAUGUACUUGUGCGUGGCACAGUGCCUGGCCAGCAAAUGAUACAUUUUUAUGAUAUUAACUGCCAGUAUUGCAAAGGCUUAGCACAAUGGCUACAUACCAAUGCCUAUAUAUCCAUGCUGGAUGGCAUGCAGAUCUGCCCUGGCAUUGGGUUGUGGCAUGUUCAUGGCUACUGCACAGAAUGCUUUGCACAAUAUGCUCCCAAUUGCAUUGUAGGUGCUGGCCAGGUGAUUGCUAACUGGUCAGCACCUCUCCAUCACAACCCACAAUCCCAUGCUGACUGGUAUGACAUGCUCAAUAGUGUCAGCAAUUAG